AUGGGUCGCAUAAAACUAACACCCGAGUUAGCAUUUAGCGACGAAGAGCGUCAUUUUCUGGCCGCAGUGAUUCAAGUGCAUCCAUGUAUAUGGAACGAAUGCGAUCCGAACUAUCGCGAUUAUCAAAGUCGCGUCCAAUCAUGGAAUGUGAUUAUAGAGGAAUUUGCGAAGACAUUUGGACGUGAAGUGACUCAACAACAAAUGCACAAGCAAUACAAGAAUUUGAGGGAUGUCUACAUGAAGAAGAAUCGUGAACUUAAAGUGUUGUUGAACGCUGGUGAAGAUUUGAGUAGUGCAACAGUGACGAAAAUCUUCAGCUGGCCAUUCUAUCAUGAAUUGGAGUACUUGAGUUCGCUGGCUGCUGGACCAAGUGAGGUACCAGCCGUUUCUUUAAUGGUUGAAGAUGACCCAUUGUUUGAUGUGGAACCUCAGGAACAAGUCGACGAUAAAAGCCAAAUUGAGAAAGUGGCAGAAGACAAUUUCAUCCCAUCCACACCAAGUUCUGAAGUAGGCGCUACAGUAUCAACACGUUCCAGACGUGGUAGAAAAAGGCGUGCUGCAAAAGAGCGAGAGAACUCGUCCUCAGAAACCGAACUCCAAGGUCUGGUUGAAUUCGAUACGAAAGUACUUGAAGAGGUCCGUAAUAUUCUCAAAGAAUCCACACCACAAGUCAAGCAGGAACAGCCAUUAGAUUCAUUCGAUGCUAUAGGCUCCCAUUUAGCGAAUCGAUUGCGAAAGCUCAAUUCGCUUGACCCACUACGAUGCGAAGAGAUCCGUCUUAAGAUUGACCUGUUACAUGUCGAAAUUUCUAGGACAAUUUUAGAGAUUCAACGGAAACGGCCAAAUAGUAAAGAGUGA
Messenger RNA from Necator americanus (New World hookworm), 858 nucleotides. RefSeq lists its product as uncharacterized. The transcript is spliced from 6 exons. The record is from RefSeq and is a predicted model, not a curated record. Lineage: Eukaryota; Metazoa; Nematoda; Chromadorea; Rhabditida; Ancylostomatidae. Bases 1 to 858 code for a protein of 285 amino acids.